This is a messenger RNA of Culex pipiens pallens (northern house mosquito), 3246 nucleotides long. RefSeq lists its product as uncharacterized. The transcript has 12 exons. Lineage: Eukaryota; Metazoa; Arthropoda; Insecta; Diptera; Culicidae. The record is from RefSeq and is a predicted model, not a curated record. The coding region runs from base 853 to 2460 and encodes 535 amino acids.
CUGGCGUCGAGUUUGGAAGUGUUUUUCCGGAGCUCCACGAAUUAGUCAGAAAAGGUGCUGCCCCAAAAGAAGGCCUUCACAUUGGUCAACUCUAUUCGCGCUUGGCUGGACACACUUUGGAUCACGGAUUGGUGGUGAGGGUGUGAUCGAGUUUUUUUCUUGAAGAAAUUCCUUUUGAGCUGGAAAGUGAUCGUGUCUGCAAGUUGGAGGUCGUUGUGUAACGUGCUUUAAGGCAUCGCGUCCAGUGAAAUAAAACGGCCCCACGAAUAGUGCAUACAUUAAGGUUCGGGUUUUUUUUUCGUUAAUUGCAACCCUUUUCAGACACGAGUUGAGGGAGCAGUACUGCAAAUUUCGCGCCAACGGAAAAUUCAAAAAGUGUGCCAAAAGUGACGCCAAAAAAAGUACUCAUUGUCACAAAGAAGUAACUGUAAGCUUGGAGGAAGAACCUUAUUCCUACAAAAGCAAAGAAACCUAACAAGUGUGAAAAAGAACAGCUCUCUCCCGAGAAAUUGGCGGUGUUUAAGCUGGGAGAUGACAAAGUGAACGUAAUUCACAAGGGUGGGAAAGAGGUGGAGAAAAGAUUAUAGGCAUUUAACCACACCACCAAAAGAAAGGAGGGGCGAAAGCAAGAAAAACAAACGGUUUAGAAUGAGAACUGUGCGGUGCGGUACGGGUUUGGAGUGAAUUUCGUCACGGAACGAAGGAAUUGUAGGUUGCGCGCGUCAAACAACAUUGUCGUGUUGGGUCCGUGGAUGAGUGACGGGAGGUGGAAUUUUAAGGUGGAAGUGAUUGAAAACCAUAACUGCAAGAUACUAACCGACUAUACAGCAAGGAUCAACCAAAGUGGACAUAAUGAAGAUUGACGAGAGGUUACGUCACGUCGGAUGGUGUGCUUUCGUCAUCGUGGUGGCACAGGCCCUUGCAUCAGCGCACUCGACAGAGAAUCCAACCGGUGCGGGGACCACCGUCGUUCCCGUGCUGUUCCAGACGUCAAACAACGGCCUGACGGCACCCGUCACGGCCUCGGCACUGACCACGGCCGGCCGGGGUUCGAUCUCGUCGACGGUUGCUCCGAAAGUUCAGCGCAAACGGGGAAGCUCUGGGAAGAAGAGUAUUGUCAUCAGCCAGCCUAUCGACAGUGCCAACAAUUCGCGCGAAUCGCUCUCCCAUGAAGGCAGCGAGCCGGUCGUCUACGUGUCGGACUCGUCCGGCUACAUCCCGCUGACCUCGCUGCAAUCGGCGACCCACUCCCGGCUGCCACCGUCCUACCAGCAAGAGUCCGACCCGGCUUGGCGUCCCGAUCCCUGGGACAGGGACUACAACCGGCGGCACCGGUUCAACAACACCCGGGUGCAACAUAUUGAAGCCGAAUGCCAGGAUGACUACAUGAAGAUUCGUAUUGGGUUCAAUGGAUCGUUCAGUGGAUUGCUGUAUUCUUCUGGUUACGCGUACGAUCCGGACUGCAUGUACAUCAACGGUUCUGGCCGGGACUACUACGAGUUCUUGAUCCAGCUGAACCGCUGCGGAACACUGGGGAAGAAUGCCAACGGCGACGACAGCAGGAAGAACCCAACGAAAAACUUUAUGUGGAACACGGUGACAGUGCAGUACAACCCAUUGAUCGAGGAAGAGUUUGAUGAGCACUUCAAGGUGACUUGCGAGUAUGGGUAUGACUUUUGGAAAACCGUAACAUUUCCGUUUCUCGACGUUGAGGUCGCAACGGGAAAUCCCGUAGUGUUUACGCUGAGUCCGCCCGAGUGCUACAUGGAAAUCCGAAACGGAUACGGGACGAAUGGGGCCCGGGUGACGGGACCGGUACGCGUCGGAGAUCCCCUGACGUUGAUCAUCUACAUGCGCAGCAAGUACGACGGGUUCGAUAUCGUGGUGAACGAUUGUGUAGCGCAUAAUGGGGCCAACAAGAGGAUUCAGCUGAUUGAUGAGUAUGGUUGCCCGGUGGACGACAAGCUGAUUUCGCGCUUCCGUGGUAGCUGGUCUGACGGCGGUCUGUACGAAACGCAGGUCUACGCGUACAUGAAAACCUUCCGCUUUACCGGCUCACCUGCGUUGUACAUUGAGUGUGACGUCCGGAUGUGUCACGGCCGGUGUCCGAGUCAACCCUGCCACUGGAGGAACCUGAAGGGAAUUACCAAGCGAGAAACGCCACAGGAAAACAACUCAACUCUUUCGGACAACAUCAGCUUGUUCCAGGCACUACGAGUUCUGCAGGAAGAAGAUGACGAAGCCAAGCAAAACAAGGAAGCCUCCACCUCAACUAAACCCCAAGAUAUGUCCGAGACUUGCGUUAAAACAUCGAUCCUGUCGGCCAUGUUGGCCACGUGCUGCGUCGUACUCUGUGUCCUGUCCGGAUCGCUGCUGGCCGCAUGUGCCAAGCUGAGGUAUCGCAAAAAGGACGAAGCAUUCUUCAACACGUACGUCGGGCACAAAGCUCAGCUGGACUAGAGAGUUUAGAUUUCGUCCACCCACGUGAUCAACCCCAAACUACGCUUUCCAAACCCAAGAACAUUUUCAUUUUCAAACAGCGACAAAACUGCAUACGAAAUCAUUUUUAAAGUAUUACAAUAGAACUGAACCAUCCCUCCAUCUCUCAGAGCAAAUCAUGCCCACAGAGUCGACUGCUUUUGCGUUGAUUACACAUCCUAGGCUAAGUUAGAACGGCAGUAAGUGCAAACACACAAAUAGUUAACAUGUAAGCAAGUGAGUAGAAGACGGUCAAGUGACUGAGGCCCGAGUCCUUACUUUCUUGGCGGCGUCUUUUCAACGAAUGGUCUGAAUUGAAAAUUUUCAAAGAUUUUCGCUAGAGUUUAGAGAGCAGUAUGAAUGUAAGCGUAUUUUUAAGAAUGAACGGACAAUUCCUGUUUUGAACUGCUUUGUGCCCACAAAAGUGACUUUUUAAGACAGGAAUUGUUAGCACAAUUCGCUUAAACUGUAAGAUCAGUGUAAAUACUUAAGCUAUUUGGAACGAAUUCGGAUUGACAAAGUCUAACAAAACGAUUUUGGGUGCUAUAUUUUAACACACAUUUAAUGUUAAAUUCUAAAUUUUACAGUUAUUAAAGUGCACUCCUCCGCAAGAAGUUAUAUUAAGUACGUUCUAAGCUGCUUCAAAGCGGAACGAUUUCAUUACAUGACUUAGACUUAAGCCCUAGCAUUAUAAGCAUUAUCUUUAAGUGUAAAUAUACUGCAACCAAUACAAACUUCAAACAACACCUGUAAUCCAAUUUCGAGUGC